AACACGCAGACCCGGCGCAUGCGCAUGCGCAGCAGCAGCCAGGCAGGCAGUGACGUCACCGGCGCCAUAUUAAAGAUCUGCUGCUGUUUUCUCCGUGUCGCUGUUGCCAUCUUUCUGUUUCCAGCUGGACUCAGAGAGACCAGAGAGUAGCAAACAUACCUCCACAAUGGAAGUCGACACACUUAUGGGAGCAUUUAGAGAUUUCGAGAAGAAAGGAGAAAAGGAAACCUGCCCCAUUUUGGAUCAGUUUCUAUCGCAUGUUGCGAAAACAGGAGAGACCAUGAUUCAGUGGUCUCAGAUUAAAGGUUACUUCCUCUUUAAACUGGAGAAAGUGAUGGAUGAUUUUAAGGACUCAUGUCCAGAGCAACGGGGACCUGCCAAUCCAAACGUUGAGUACAUUCCCUUUGAGGAGAUGAAGCAGAGGAUUCUUAAAAUCGUCAAUGGAUACAACGGGAUUCCUUUCACUAUUCAGCGUCUUUGUGAGCUUCUUACUGAGCCAAAAAGAAACUACGCAGGAACAGACAAGUUCCUCAGGGGUGUGGAGAAGAAUGUGAUGGUGGUCAGUUGUGUGUAUCCUACCUCGGAGAAAAAAGGGUCAGGUUGUGUGAACAGAAUGAAUGGUGUCAUGUUCCCUGGUAACGCUUCAGCGUUUCCAGAUAGAAAUGUGAACGGUCCAGGAACACACAGGCCACUGAACAGACCAAAACUCUCCCUGUCCAGCAGUGUAGCUACCAACGGCCUUCCUGACAGCACAGAAAGCAAAGAACAAGCAUCAGAGCAAUCAGACAGAACAGUCAAGAAUGUGGUAACUGCUGUGCUUAUAUUUUUGCAUAUCAGCAGCUGUUUGCAUACAUUUACGUUUUCUGCUCCUCUCUCUGCAGAACCCUCGAGUACACAGUCAGAGGUCAUAGAAAACAGGGUUGACAAAUCCACUUCAGAAGAUUCACCCGACCCUUCCCACAAUCAGGCGACCGGCAGCAAAUCAGAUCUACCAGAACAGCGGUCGGAGAGGGAAGAGAGCGCCGAGGCUCAGGAAACGGACGAGAGAAAUGACCCAGUCAGCAGCAGCAGUAGCAGCUGCAGCAGCAAUAAUAGCAGUGACGAGGGAGUGUCCAGUGCAGAGACUCCAUCUGCAUGUCCCAGCAGUUCCACAGAGCUGACGGCAGAGGGCAGUACCACUGCAGAAAUCAGUUCAGACAGCUCAGAGACUGCAGAUGACACCAUGGAGCAAGACUGAAGUUUGGCUGUACAUGAUUGAUUUUUACACUCUACUGUACAAAACCCCAAAAAUCACUUAUCCUGCGAGUUUAGCAGAUCCUUUAUAGACCAGGAGAGGAGGGCAUUCUGAUGACUUCUUGUGACACAUCUACUCCUUAUGACCCUUAUUCGGGCAUCUUCUCUUAAUAUGGGCUCUUCUCU
Messenger RNA from Sinocyclocheilus grahami, 1419 nucleotides. Its product is annotated as serine/threonine-protein phosphatase 4 regulatory subunit 2-A-like. Gene Ontology annotation, molecular function: protein phosphatase regulator activity. The coding region runs from base 167 to 1237 and encodes 356 amino acids. The record is from RefSeq and is a predicted model, not a curated record. The transcript has 9 exons. NCBI's taxonomy places the organism in Eukaryota, Metazoa, Chordata, Actinopteri, Cypriniformes, Cyprinidae. Gene Ontology annotation, cellular component: cytoplasm; protein phosphatase 4 complex; nucleus.